Molecule: messenger RNA, 4201 nt
Organism: Dermacentor silvarum
Lineage: Eukaryota; Metazoa; Arthropoda; Arachnida; Ixodida; Ixodidae
Gene: Rab27
Product: ras-related protein Rab-27A
Exons: 5
Coding region: 177-881 (234 amino acids)
Biological process (GO): melanosome transport; positive regulation of exocytosis
Cellular component (GO): secretory granule; melanosome
Molecular function (GO): GTPase activity; GTP binding
Source: RefSeq, a predicted model, not a curated record
GCGCUGGCGUCGUCGUCACUACCGGUGUGUCUGGCGGCGACCGGUUCGGUUGCGGUGGUGGCGGUGACAGGCUCGGACCCGAUCUGCGCGCCCAACUCUCGGAGCACCUGCGGAUCCAGCUAUAGCGUGGAACAGCAACAGCAGCACCAGCCCUACCAAGCACCCUAGAUGUGGAGAUGAGCCAUGGGCAGGCGAGUGGUGCCGACUACGACUACCUUAUCAAGUUCCUGGCGCUGGGCGACUCCGGCGUGGGCAAGACUAGCUUCCUCUACCAGUAUACCAACUCGACCUUCAAUAGCAAGUUCAUCUCCACCGUGGGCAUCGACUUCCGCGAGAAGAGAAUCACGUACCGUUCUCCCGAGGGCGGCGGCCGCAGCCAGCGCAUCUACCUGCAGCUGUGGGACACGGCGGGCCAGGAGAAGUUCCGCAGCCUGACCACGGCCUUCUUUCGAGAUGCCAUGGGCUUCCUCGUGCUCUUCGACCUCACUAGCGAACAGUCCUUUCUCAGCAUCCGUUCGUGGCUCGAGCAGUUGCGCACGCACGCGUACUGCGAGAACCCGGAUGUGGUGCUCUGCGGAAACAAGGCGGACCUGGAGGAAGGACGCGCCGUGACCGAGGAGCGGGCGAGGGCCGAGGCCGCCAAGCAUGGCUUCCCUUACUUCGAGACGAGCGCGGCCACGGGCCACAACGUGGGACGCGCCGUGGACGCGCUGCUCGAGCUGGUCAUGCGCCGCAUACAGCAGACCGUGGACCGCGGCGGAGGGGGCCAGGCGUUGCCGCACCAUGCGGGCCCAAGGUCUCCGCUCAGUGACGGAGACCCGCUACGGAGGGCCCCCGGCGAGGACCCGCUGCCGCCCACCCACAAUGGCUGCACCUGCUAGUGUUAGGCUGCACGGGACGAUGCCCAGAGACAAGAGGCCAUCCCCUCCUCCUGCCGCCAAGCCCCAAAAACCCUUCUGGUGUCCGGCAGCGUCGAUACCACCCGAACCCCACCUGGAGGAGGCGCCUUCCUCCUCCCCGCGUCGCAUCUCUCUCCAGCUCGUGCAAUUUGUGUCUGGCGAAAUCCCGAGAGACUCUCACAGUUCGCCGGUGUGGUUGGCUGUGCGCCGCGCAGCGUUAUGGUUUAUACUGGCCAAUUGCAGGGAGUGUCGAGCUUUCUGGACCAAGCUUUACCGGUGUUUUUAUUUGUUACGAGAAAAGGGCCGUGGUCUUCUAGUCCUCCCCUCCCCCCACCCCACCUUUUUUUUUUUUUCUUGUCGCAUGUUCUUUCCACUCGUUUACCUUGCUUGAGUGAAUAUGUAUUUGUUUCUUUAACCUGGUAAGGACAGCUUACCAGAUAUGUCUGAUAUUAGAGCCGGCGUCCCUUCCAACUCGUUGCAAAGAAAGAUCUAAACAUUCUCGUGCAUUCACGAAGGCAAGACAAGAAGCUGUGCUUUUUUUUUUUUUCUUUCCACACCGUGAAAUCAUGGCGCGAGGUUCAAAGAUGGGACCACGCGGUGUUGUUUUAACUUUUUAAACUAGUUUUGUUGACAAUAUCCCAACUUCUGUGACAUUUCGGCCACCGAUAGCCUGCUAAAUGUGGUGCACCACCUCGUGCAGCAAGAGUUAUCGCUGUCGUUUGAGCUGACUGUUGAAUCGAGCACGUGUUCAUAUGUGUACUAUUGGUUGGUCAGCACACUGCCUAGACAUGUUUCUGCGUUAAGUUGGUCUGCGGGAGGCGACGCAGGUGUUGCGUGUUGCAGCUUUGUAGCUGAUACCGAGGCGUAUUCUCUCUUUUUAUUUCUUUUUUUUUUUCCUGAAUGCACCCAUAUACAGGCGCAAGGAUUCAUAGAGUAAAAACGCAAGGAAGUUAACCGCACUACGAGACAGAUGGUCUGGAAUUGACACGUUCAGUGGAUUAAGCGUUUGGCGCUGCGACGGAUUUGCCAACUGUGGAAACAGAAUUCUAAGUCCUCUAAGCUAAUGGUCAAACUGCAAUGAUAUACUGCAGCAGUGUCUGAGAAACCAAUUCGACUGACUACCCACGUGCCAUCCGUCUUGAAUUUUACUUGCACUCCCUUCUUAAACAGCCAUUAGCUGUGGUGUCAAGUGACCUUCAUUCACCAACUGCGACGUCUCCCAUUAGCCUAGGGUGGCAUAUGCUUGAAGAGACCAUACACUCUACCCUUCAGAACGCUGGUAUGGUUGUAUUUCCCUUUUGUUCUAUACGUGAAAUACGAGGAAGAAGAUUGGAAACGGAAUUUUGUCGUUUACCAAGGCUACGCAGUGCCGUCACUAUAGUCAGAGAGCUAUUGUUUCAAAACUGUUUGUAUCCAGCGCGCGGUGUCGCUAUGGGAUGUCACACUGCACACGUUGUUAUUGCCCUUCAGCUUUUGUUUUGUUCCGUGUCGUGUUGCUGCCAACAGGAUUCGGAAGGCGCACUGGUCCACCGCACGAUCUCAAAGCCACAUCUUGGGCUCUCUGUGUCGGAUUCGGUUUUCACGCAUCGCCACCACAUUUUUCGUGGCGGUAGCGUCGGCGCCACGAGAACGGAUUCCACGAAAACGCUAUUCAGCGCAUCGACGAUGUCCACUCAGAAGGACACCGCACAGAGCGCCGCAUAUGACCGCGUGCCGGAUAGUUUACAUCGUUGAAAUGGUUAGCCUGCACAAAUGCUGACAAUCCACCGCGUUAAGCAGAAUAAAACAAAACCAAUGCUAGUCACCUAUGCCAACUGUUAAGCUAUUUUGUAAAGUAAUUACCUCAGCCCAGAAGAGUGGCAAGUUUUAUAAAUGCAUUUAUGAUAGUGUUACUGCUGCGAUCGUUGCGUAUAGUUUUGCGAGACCAAAGUCAAAUGAGUUCGCAGUUACCGUCGUGAGUAAGACGCUUCUGAUAAAUAUUAACGCCCUAUAUUGAGCCUUUGGCAGUUCCGGGUGAGUUUAAAAACGUUUUUCGGCGGAAUAUUCUGGUGAAAGAGAAACUAUUAACAGGCCACCGCCUUGAGCUAUCGCGAGCAAAUGAAGACGAAUUUCCUUGCCAAAAGACACUAUUCUCAAUCAUUAUACCAAGACACUUCCUGUAGUUGUGAAUCACCUCGUUCUGUGUUUCACGCCUUGAACCUGUGUGCCUGCUCACCCAUCUUGAUAUAUAUUUUUUCCAAAUUCGUGCACUCGCCUUGCAAAAUCUCGCUUUGCAAAAUCUCGCCUUGCAGAACCUCGCCUUGUGAAACCUUGCAAAACUGGAAUUGACGUCUCGGCAGGGCAUGUUGCUAGUUAUGUGAGCAUUCCAAUGAAAUCUUCGAACACUGUAGUAAUGUGUCUUCCCAUAUACACCUUAUUUUCUUGCACGAAACUAGAAAACAUCCCAUCCGCAAGAUGAGGAACGCUUGCGCUUUGCUUUCGUGUUCCGUGUUCGUCAUUCAAUUAAUUAACUUAAAUUACUGGAAAUCAUGCUAGCAACCAUGAGGUAUACGAUAUUGGGUAUCACAAUUCAGACGAUAUUGGCUUCUGGGUCUACGAGCUUCCUGGUGAUUAGAUCGCCCGCUGCACUGUCACCGCCAACGCGAAAUUCUUCUACCGAGAUUCCAGCGAAUCAGAACACGCACGGCAACUUGACGAUUUGCGCGACUAACUUUGUGGCAUAACACAAUGCCUACGCAAGUCACCGCGAGCAAUGGAGGCCUGAGACAGGACGAGCUUUCCUCACAUGACAGCAAUAUGCCCCGCCAUGCGGCACGCGAUUUCACGGCGGCCCGAUUCCACCGUUGCACUCUACAAUCCUAACUGCGCGCGCGCACCUAUAGCGCUUUUUUUUUUUCUUCCCGGUGUCAAAAAAAAAAACCCUGCGUGCCUCAAGUCGUUCCGACAGUGUGGCGCCUGUAAGUGCAGCCAGUGGUGUGACGUCAUGCGAUACGCGGUCUCCUAUGUCUGCCCGCGUGAUUAAAGAAAAAAAAAAAGGCGAACUGCGCAGGUCGUCGUCAUCGUUGGUGUGUUUCUGUGUACUACAUGCCGAAGUGCACGAAAAGUCGCGUGACGGGAGCGGCGCCUGUCGCCGACCCGAUCACAGCUUUUCAUGGCGUACGUUGCAGACACAAGCAGCUCGAAGCGUUCACUUUGGCGCCAAGGUUACGAGUAAACCUUCUGCCCGAAGAAGCUGUAAGCGGCGCGUCGAGAAGACUUUCUGUUAUACUUGUUGAGUGUGAAUAAAAAUGAAUUGCAAAAGA